CUUAGAUUCAAACACACCCACACAGGCCGGACUGUGGCUCACGACACCCAGCUCAUCUUUGGGUCCCUUGGCCCCCAAAGAGAGUCCCUAGGGAGCAGAGAAGGAGAAGGGAAGAGGCAGGAUUUGGCUAACGGAGAAGUCGGCCAUGGGAGAAGCAACUGCCGGAAGAAUGGCAGGCCUAGAAGAGUGGAGGAACAAGGUUUGCCAGGUCUGUGUAAUGGGUACAUUUUUGUAGUUGUUCGAGAAGAAACCUAUUCCUUUGACUAUGCAUUUGGAAAGUUACCAAGUGGUUUACCAAUGCUUUCCAGUUUGCAAAAUAGGGGGGGGGGCGAGGGACAUGGCAGAGGUGUAUAAACUUAUGCACAAUAUGGAUCUGCUGGGGUCAUCCAGUGAAGCCAGCUAUUGGGAGACGCAGGAGAGAAACUCAUUCACACAGCACAUAGUUAACCUAUGGAAUUGGCUCCCACAAGAGCUGGCAAUAACCACCAACUUGUCUGCCUUCAAAAAUGGAUUGGACAAAUUUAUGGAGGGUAAGGCUGUCCAUGGGACGUGGGUGGCACUGUGGGUUAAACCACUGAGCCUAGGGCUUGCCAAUCAGAAGGUCGGCGGUUCGAAUCCCCACAACGGGGUGAGAUCCCGUUGGUCGGUCCCAGCUCUUGCCAACCUAGCAGUUCGAAAGCACGUAAAGUGCAAGUAGAUAAAUAGGGAGCGCUCAAGCGGGAAGGUAAAUGGCGUUUCCGUGCGCUGCUCUGGUUCUCCAGAAGCAGCUUAGUCAUGCUGGCAACAUGACCCAGAAGCUGUACGCUGGCUCCCUCGGCCAGUAAAGCGAAAUGAGCACCGCAACCCCAGAGUCUUCUGCAACUGGACCUAACGGUCAGGGGUUCCCUUUACCUUUAAGGCUGUCCAUGACUACUAGCUGCAAUGGCUGUGAUCUGUCUCCACUGUUGGACGCAGUAUGCCUCUGAAUACCAAUCCUUAGGAACUGCACUUCUAGAAAGUGCUCUUGGGAUCAGGUCCCGCUUUCAGCCUUCCCACUGUGGCAUCUGGUUGGUGGCUGUGAGAACAGGACGCUGGACUAGAUGGGUCUCUGACCUGACCCCACAGCCAGGCUCUUUUUAUGUUCACACUGAGGGCUGCUGCUGCCCCCCAAAGUCUGUCACCUGAGGCGGUUUCCUCAUUUUGCCUAAGGAUAGAGCUGGCUCUGUAUGUCCACACUAUUAUCAUUGUCUCAGCUGAUUCUUCUGCCACUUUCCUUGAUGGCUUCUUGCUUAGAGAUUGCAGUUUUGCUUACUUUUUACCUGUUGGGACCCAAGAAAGUGACUUCUCGGGUGUGCAAAUGUUUGCAGGCGACUGAGCUCAAGCUUCCAACCUGCCGAGACCGUGAGACGUCACACAGAGAGACCCUCACGAGGGUCGCGCCGUCGGGAGAUGCGCUUGUCCACUAUGCAGAUGGACUGACACAGGACACCUUCAAAAUAGUGAGAAAGAAAGCCAUUUCUACCCAUAGGACAUGGUUCCUUAAACCGUAGGCCAUUAAACUGUUGGGCAUUGCUCCUGGAAUACUAAGAAUACAUACACACACUCUCAAGGGAUGGAGGAGAAAUCAGAUUCAGUUCACGUAUCAAGGAGAACGCUGCAGUUUCCAAAACAAUACACAAAGCGAAACAGCUAUCCUUUGAAAUGUGCAGGUCUCUGAACUUUGCAGUGAGGUUCCCCGGCAAAGUACAGUAUACAAAAAUGCAUAGAAUAGUAAAGUGUGCAUAAGCAUGCAUAUAUUAGUGAAUAAAGCCAGUGUGUGGUAAUGCUUUGGUGAUCACUUGUAGCCGAAUAAGAUUGUCUUCCAUAAAUACAGUUUUAACAGUGAAUCUGUAAGGGACUGUGGAGGCCAGUUCUGGAUCCACACGUCCUUCCACAGUGGGGACAUUGGUUUCCAGGCGAGAUUUGAUCACGGUGUGGGUUUGCCAAACGUGCCUUCCUCUUACCUCAUUUCUCUCUUGCGUCCUGAGUUCGAGUGUCUUCAAAGCCCAUGACACCUUUGGUAAAGGCUGUUCUCCAACUGGAGCGCUCACAGGCCAGUGUUUCCCAGUUGUCAGUGUUUAUACUACAAUUUUUAAAGAUUUGCCUUGAGAGAGUCUUUAAAUCUUAUUUUGACCACCAGCAUUACGCUUUCAAUUUUUAAGUUCAGAAUAGAGUAGUUGCUUUGGAAGACGAUAAUCAGGCAUCCAAACAACAUGACCAGUCCAACGAAGUUGAUGGUGAAGAAUCAUUGCUUCGACACAGGUGAUAUUUGCUUCUUCCAGUACACUGACAUUAGUUUGCCUGUGUGGAAAUGGUCAGAGUGUCGGACUAAGACCUGAGAGACCAGGGUUUGAAUCCCCACUCUGUCCCCAGUCACUGUCCUUAGCUUAACCUUCCUCACAGGGUUGCUGUGAGGAUUAAAUGAGGAGGAGGUGAACUGUAUACACUGCUUUGAGCACCCUAGGGAAAAAAGGUGGGAUAUAAACGCAACCAACCCACCAAUCAGUAACAUACAAAAUGCAUUAUAACCAGAAAGAUCGCUUUGCAAAAAUCUGCAUAUUAGGCAGAAUUGCAUUACAUACCGAAAUGCGAAAGUUCACAUGCGUUUGCUUUUAAACCACAAAAUAACUUGCGAAUGUUGGGGAAUUGAACUUAAGCCUGGAAAAAACUAAAGCUGACGAAUCUGCCUAUGGCUACAGCCCCCACACCACUUUCUUCUCUCUCCCUCCCCAGUGCAAGGAGUUCCUGAGACCCUUCAAGAAAUGCCUGCGGAAGCUGAAUUUGCCGAAAGAUUUCCCGAAGGAGAAGAGGCUGAGCUGCACCCGGAAGAACCUGACCAUCCUGGGGGACCAUAUCAACAUGUUCCUUCAGCACUACUGCAAGACCUGGGAGCUGAAGCACUGGAAGAAGUAAGGGGGCCCUUCCACAGAAUGAGGCUGCGCAACAGCAUCCCAAAGCUCAAUGCCCAGAACCUUCCCUGAAGAGCAGCACUCCUUUAAGGGACGGAGGAUAUAUAGUGGUACCUUGGGUUACAGACGCUUCAGGUUACAGACACUUCAGGUUACAGACUCUGCUAACCCAGAAAUAGUACCUCGGGUUAAGAACUUUGCUUCAGGAUGAGAACAGAAAUCGUGCUCUGGCGGCGCGGCAGCAGCAGGAGGCCCCAUUAGCUAAAGUGGCACCUCAGGUUAAGAACAGUUUCAGGUUAAGAACGGACCUCCGUAACGAAUUAAGUUAUUAACCCGAGGUACCACUGUAUUGCAACGAUUCCCUCUGGUAUAUAUUAUUACCAAAGACAUUCCCUUGCUUGGAAGUAGCUUCUGUACAGAGCCUGUGUUCUUUGUGAUGAAAUAGAGUUAACAAAAAAUGUCAUGGCACCUCCAUAACCUGCGUUUAUUUGCAACAUACCAGCAGACUCCUAAGGCAGGUAGCAUUACUGCUAGUCCUGAAUCAAUUCCCCAAGGAACAACUGUACCCAGUGCUUUUUUUCUUAAAAAAAUGUUUAGGGGUACUCUAAUUUUCCCACUCAUAUUGAAAUACUGCCCCUCAAUGAGGCCAAACUUAGAUUCACAAAAUGUUUAGGGGUAUGCGUACCCCUGUGUGCCCCCAGAAAAAAGCACUGACUGUACCCCUCUGCUACUGGAGGGGACCCUUUCCCUGCUUUUUGCCCCCUAUCAAAACUGCUUCUUUCUGUAUCUUUUGUAUUUAAAGUACAGACUUAUUGAGGUCAUAUGGAAAUAUACUUUAAUUUAUUUUGCAUAUGACCAAAUCCUCAGUUGUUCUGAACUACUGAAGGAUGGGGGGGGCACUUUACGAUUUAAUAAAUAAGAGCUAUAAUUCAUUGUGAGGAGGGAGGCAAUUAUUUAUUUCAUGUUUGCCUCACCCAUUACAAUUUAAUCACCAGCACCAUGAUAGCUUUUUUUUUUUUUUAAGAUUUUAGCUCUCAGCUUCAUUGAUUAAAAUUGGCCCUCAAUGAUUAAAAUUUGGCUCUCCUCGCUGAGGCUCUUUUAAAUCUGUCUGUUUACAAAGAUCCAGGCUGUGUAGGUGGGAAGCAAGCAAGGUAAGUAAUACAAGACUUAACAAGGUAAUCCUGUAGGCAUCUGCUCAGAUGUAAACCCCAUAGCAUUAAUGGUGCAAGAUUCAUGAAAUUAGCCCGUUAGGUCUCAGGUCAUCCCCUCCACCUUAGAAAAAGUUGCAUGCUUUACAGGUUUGUCAGGCAGAGUCCAAAGCAAAAUUCUAGCAAGAAUCUCUUUAGUUAUCUGUAUAGGAGCCAAGAGCAAAUGUUUAUUUUUCGUUACCGGAAUACUUAAGGAUCCAAGAGGGUUGAAAGAAUUCCAAUUGCCCAGCUCUCUGCAAGCAGAUAAUAAGAUAAUCUAUUUUUCUUUCUUUCUUCUAAAGCUGUUUACCGUACUCUCCAAAUAGGGCUGUGAAAGGGCAGAAGUGGGUGAUUUACAAGGACAAUGGCAGAAUGCUAUGGCAGUGCAAAAACCCAGAUGGUUCAAUACUGGCAGUAGUUCAAUAUCUUGUUAAGCAGGGAAGGGCUGUUAAGUAUCAUUGAAGUCUGUCAAGACAUACCAUACUGCUCAUGAAAAGUAGCUAAUCAAAGGCCGAUUUCAAUAAUUGAUUUGGUUUAAUCAAUUGGGCCACCAGGAGGCCAAAGGCUCCUGUAUCUAUCAACUCUCUUUAAUACUUCUGUAAGACAAGCAACCAGGGAUGGGGGGAGAAAAUUGAUUAAGGUCACUUUUUAAAGGCGAACCUUUAUAAAUCUGUACUUCCCAGAACACUGCAAGAACCAAAGCUGCCAUCGUUUGAAAUUUGCACUUCUCCAAAUUUUGUAGCACACUUUUCGAGCCAUGUAACAUGUACAAAAUUGCAUACGCUAGGGCAAAACGUUUACAAAAAAAUGCAUGUUUUAGUAAAACAAAUAACUAAAGAAAUCUAUAAUGUUAUUUCAGAGCUAGCCGCUGUUCACACCAUACCUUUAAAGCACUAUGAUACCACUUUAAGGGGCCAUCGCUUCCCCCAAAGAAUUCUGGGAGCUGUAGUUUGAUAAAGGUGCUGAGAGAUGCCCUCUCCCGGCCUACAAGUCCCAGAGUUCCCUUUGAAGAGGGACAGAUUGUUAAACCACUCUGGGAACUGCAGCUCUUUCCGUAUGAACACAGAAAGCUGACUUAUACAGAGUCAGACUGUUUGUCCACCUAGUUCAUUGUUGUCUACACUGACUGGCAGCAGCUCUCUGGGGUUGCAGACAGGGGACUCUCCCAGCCCUUCCAGGAGAUGCCAUUACAGAUUGAACCUGGGGUCUUCUGCAGGCAAGGCAGGUGCUCUGCCCCUGAGCCAUGUCCCCUGGCCUUUAGCCUUUAGCUCUCUUUGCAACCGUCUCGCUUUCUGGCACCAUUCUCUGUCCCACGUUCCACGCAACAGUGACGUGUUUAAGUUCCCUCUCUCCUCCCACUUUGCCGCCUGCUCUAGGAUGCUUUGGAGGUUUGUCUCCCUCUUCUCAGCACUCGACGAGAAGCAGCUGUGCAGAUUGUACCGCUACAGCAAGACCGACCAAAUGGCCAAGUUCCUGGUAAGAGCGAUGCUCCCUUUGACACGGCAGAGAAAGCAGUGGAGGGUGGCAAUAGGCAGCUGGGUAGCAGGGCAACAUCCAGACUACCAUGGAGGCGCAGGUCAAUUUUGUGUCCAGGGCAGCUGUUUACCAGCUCCAUCUGGUACGCAGGCUGAGACCCUACCUGCCCGCGGACUGUCUGGCCAGAGUGGCACAUGCUCUAGUUAUCUCCCGCUUGGAAACUACAACUAAUCCAGAAUGUGGCAGAUAGACUGGUGACUGGGAGCGGCCACCAAGACCACAUAACACCGGUCUUGAAAGAUGUACAUUGGCUCCCAGUACGUUUCCAAGCACAAUUCAAAUUGUUGGUGCUGAUCUUUAAAGCCCUAAACGGCCUUAGCCCAGUAUACCUGAAGGAACGUCUCCACCCCCAUCGUUCUGCCUGGACACUGAGGUCCAGCUCCGAGGAGGGCCUUCUGGCGGUUUCCUCACUGCGAGAAGUGACAUUGCAGGGAACCAGGCAGAGGGCCUUCUUGGUAGUGGCACCUGCCCUGUGGAACACCCUCCCACCAGAUGUCAAAGAGAACAACAACUACCAGACUUUUAGAAGACAUCUGAAGGCAGCCCUGUUUAGGGUAGCUUUUAAUUGUUUAACAGACCACUGUAUUUUAAUAUUUUGUUGGAAGCCGCCCAGAGUGGCUGGGGAAACCCAGCUAGAUGGGCGGGAUAUAAAUAAUAAAUUAUUAUUAUAUUAUUACUAUGUUUUCCCACCCUGCCUCAAACAAAAUUUGAAUCUCUCACUGAAAGUAGAUUUCUUCUCUAGCCAGAGCAUUGGCAGAUCAUAGAAUCAUAGACUUGGAAAGGACCCUGAGGAUCACCUAGCCCAAAGCAGGAGCACGCAGCUGCCCCAUAUGGGUAUCCAACCUGCAACCUUGGCCUCAUCAGUACCACGCUCUAACCAACAGAGCUAUCCCGGCUGAAGUGGUCCAGAGAGAGGCGGGGACAGGAAGCAAGAGGCCAUAUCAGCACCACACAUUUAAAGUUUUCAUAUGCCACUGUAACAGCCGUGGCUUCCUCCAAAGAAGAACCAAAAUCUUAUCAAGGGCACUAGGAGUUGUUAGGUAUCGCAGCCAUCACUGGCCAAGCUUGCUAGGCUGAUAGAAGCUGUAGGUCAGCAGCGCCUGGCAGGCCAAAGGUCCCCAGUGCCUCCUGCAGUUGAGCCCUACAUUGCAGAUCCUGCAUUGAGUAGGGGUUGAACCAGAUUACCUGCAGGAUCCUACCAUCUCUCUCUCUCUCCCCACACUCACCCACUUUUAUUAUUAUAAGCUCCUUUGGGGGCAAUAAAGAGGCAAUAGGACUGUUCAGAGGCAGUCUCUCUCAUGCACCAGGUGCUGUGGCCAAGAGCUGUUACCGUCCUACAGUGCUUGCCCCUGUUGGAAGCAGAAUACUGGGCCCAGAUGGGCCUUUAGGUUGACCUAGCAAGGCAACGUGUUCAAUAACACCUCUCUCAGAGGUGUGGGGGCUAUCGGAUAGCACCAAAGAGAUCCUUGGCAAAUGCCCCAGUGUUGCCAGUAUAUUAACUCGAUCUUUUUAUGAGUUUUUAUUAAGGCUGGGAGAUGAGCGGGACAGACUGAGUCAUCACUGCUUUGUUGAAAUCCCUGCUAUGAUCGAUGGUGUUCUGUGCUGCUCAGGGCUUGCUAAUGUGUGAUUUCCCAGCCCCAUGAAAAAAGAGAGUUAGCAGAGGAGGUUUUCUUCUGGAAAAUUAAAGACGUCACAAGGAUCUAAAUCAAGCAGAAAGGCUACUGAAUAACAGGCUGCAUUUAAAUAACUUUAAUGGUGCUCAAAGCAUGUUUUUUCCUAGUGGACAGUCUGCUUGUGCCAGCUGUUGGGGCAGUGAGCAUGGCUGCCUUUGGGUCAAGCCAGGAAUGUUGCAGAGUCAGACUAUUGGUCCACCUAGCUCAGUAAUGUCUACACUGACUGGCAGCAGCUCUCCAGGGUUACCAGGCAAGAGCUUACCCCAGCCCUGCCUGGAGAUGCUAGAGACCUUCUGCAUGCAAAGCAGAUGAUCUGUCCACUGAGCUACAACCUUUCUCCUAUUCCUGCUGCUAACCUAGUUAGGGCUGAACUGUCAACAGUUGUAAAGUUUAGCUGAACUUUCUGGGCUGGGUAAAAAGUGCAAAACCACGUCCUCAUGAAUCUUUGGAGAGGGGGUAAUUUGAGGUGGGGGUGAGGCAUUCACUGGAGCUUUGCACAGCUGCAAACAUCCACCUGACAAAGGGCCUCGUAGGCUUUGCAUUUAAAUUGCAGCUUUUCCAUAAUGAUUCACUGAGAAAGCCAUAGCAGCACCCAGUGGUUGUGCCACUUUAUAAAGAAGUUGGCCAUGCCUGAACGCUUCCAGCUUUGUCCUGUAUUCUACUAUUUCUGCACCGUUAUUUAACAAUGGAGAUGUAUAUCUGGGUGCUAUACAAUGGGAGCAGUCGAUCGUGUGAGAGCUCUUUUUGAGCGUUGAAAGAUGACACUUGUCCUCCGUUCCAGCGCUGCAUUUUUGAAGUGCUGCAAGCCACCGAACGGGACAUUCUCAAGUGUGUGGUUUGAUGCUUCACAGCUUAAUUUAGGCCAGGAAUCCUCACGUAGUAGAGUCAGAGGCGACCAGUCCUGUGUUGGUUUUGUGCAUGUCUUCGUAUUUCAUUCCAGAAAGCUUAUUGCCGGUUGGAAAGUCCCGAUAUGGUUGUUCUGCCUGACUGUGGCAAGCUGAUGAAGCUGCGUGAUACCUGGGGCCUCCAAGGCGGUGCAAAGAUGCAGGGGAAAUUAAAACAGGUGUGCUCACUGUCACGAGACUCUGACCUGCCUCCGGGAAGUACGUCAAAGAAGAGGUGAGUGAGGAGCAUCAACUGUGCUCAGAUUGGUAGGGGUGCGCAGGGGGCGUCUAAUGAAAUCCAUAAUUCUCACCACUGACUAGAGAUGGAUGGAUCUGUCAUUUUCAGCUGCGUUUCUCGUUUUCAGUUCUCUACAUCCCUGCAGCAGUUUGAGAAUUGAAAAGAAUAAUCCUGAUGUUUAUCUGCAUUUCAGUGCAAAUUUCUCCUAACAGGGCGAGGGAAGGAUUGCAGAAGGGCUGUAACUCAGUGCUAGAGCACAGGCUUUUGCGGUCAAGUGGCCCCAGGGUUGAUUCCUGGUAUUUCCAGGAAGGAGUAAGAAUGUCUAUCCAAAACCCUGGAGAGCCCCUGCCAGUCAGUGUUGACAAUAUUGAGCCUCAUGGAGCAAUGAUCUCAGUAUUAGGCAGCUUCUUACAUUCCUUUACUGGGCAAUUACAAGAAGGAUGGGGAUCUGUGGCCUUCCAGAUGUUGCUGGACUCCCGAUUCCAGCAGGGCCAACGAUCGGGGAUGUUGUGCAUCCUUGCUGGAUAGUUCAGCAACAUCCAUUGGAAAAUGGGUUCCCCAGUGCCCUCUUAGGGAGUUUUUCCACCCUGUCUCUUCAGGCUACACAAGAGGCCCUCAAAGGCAAGAAGGAAGGAAGGUGUCGAUAUCAGUCACCCCACGUACAUGGCUACCAUCUCACCUACCUCUACCAGCAAUGAAGCAGCGAAGCUUUCUCCAGCGGCUGAAAAAACUCCUUUAAAGACUGACCGUUAGCAUGUGCGGCGUUUACCAAGGAGAAUUUGUAGAAAGAGUUUAGCUUUCUGCAAGACGCCUUUUGAGUUAGGCCUCUGCAGAGACUCGAUGUCAACAGCUUAUAUAAAGACCCGCUUCCUGAGAGCA
Molecule: messenger RNA, 9324 nt
Organism: Podarcis lilfordi (Lilford's wall lizard)
Lineage: Eukaryota; Metazoa; Chordata; Lepidosauria; Squamata; Lacertidae
Source: the annotation of a GenBank genome assembly